CCCUGUCUACCGUUUUUUGAGAAAAUAGAAGAAAAAAAGAAAACUCAAAAUCACCUACUUCUUCUUCCUCAUCAUCAUCAUCAUCAUCAUCACUUCUUGCGCUUCACAAUGGGAGUUCCAGAGAGAGACCCUCUUUCUCAACUGAGUUUGCCUCCUGGUUUCCGCUUUUACCCCACCGACGAGGAGCUUCUCGUUCAGUAUCUGUGCCGCAAGGUUGCUGGUCACCAUUUCUCUCUCCAAAUCAUUGCUGAAAUUGACUUGUACAAGUUCGACCCCUGGGUUCUUCCAAGCAAGGCGAUUUUCGGUGAAAAAGAAUGGUACUUUUUCAGCCCUAGAGACAGAAAAUACCCAAACGGGUCCCGACCCAACAGAGUAGCCGGGUCCGGGUACUGGAAAGCCACCGGAACCGACAAAAUCAUCACCACCGAAGGUAGAAAAGUUGGCAUAAAAAAAGCUCUUGUUUUCUACGUUGGCAAAGCCCCCAAAGGCACCAAAACCAAUUGGAUCAUGCACGAGUAUCGCCUUCUCGACUCUUCCCGAAAAAACAACGGUGGCACCAAGCUUGAUGAUUGGGUUUUGUGUCGUAUAUACAAGAAGAAUUCAAGCGCGCAGAAGGCAGCUCAAAACGGCGUGGUUUCGAGCAACGAGCACACUCAAUACAGCAACGGGUCGUCCUCUUCGUCCUCGUCCCACCUCGACGAGGUUCUGGAAUCGUUGCCAGAGAUCGACGAGAGUUGUUUCAUGGUGCCACGUGUGAACGCGAUGCCGCAACAUCGGGAGGAGAAGCUGAACCUCGGCGCGGGGGGUUUGAUGGAUUGGGCCAACCCUGUGCUGAGCUCGGUGGGUGAUUUCGUUUCGGGGAACCCAAUGGUGCAGGCCCAAACUCAGGGGAUGGUGAAUUAUUCUGGGCCUGGGUGUAAUGACCUUUAUGUCCCCACGCUCUGCCACGUGGACUCGUCGCUGCCGCAGAAGGUGGAGGAGGAGGUGCAAAGCGGUGUGAGGAACCAACGGCUGGAGAAUUCGUGGUUUCUUCAGAAUGAUUUCGCGCAGGGGUUCACGAACUCCGUGGACACGUGUGGGUUUAAGUACCCGGUUCAGCCCGUGGGCUUCGGCUUCAGGCAAUGAAAUGAACCGGCUUAAUUUUAAGGAUAAUUAAUAAUGUUUAGUUAGUUAUUAGGGUUUAUUUUGUGUAAAUAGAUGGGAUUCUUUGGGCUAACUCGUUGGGUUUUAGAUUCCAAAAGGAUUUUAGAAAAAAAGUGCAAAAUUUUGGUCCUCGUUUUCGGCCACAGAUGGAGGUGGAGAAGUUCAAUGAAUCAAUCCACGAGGAUGAAGCAAUGAUGGAACCUUUUCAUUUGUUAGGUUGUGUAGUUUUGGUCCACACCACCCUCAUGAAUCACAUUUUGUACUUACAAUGAACUAAAAAUUGUUUCCAAUGGGUUAAUUUCGUUUCUAUCUUGA
Cajanus cajan (pigeon pea) is the source of this 1458-nucleotide messenger RNA. RefSeq names its product NAC (No Apical Meristem) domain transcriptional regulator superfamily protein (gene RD26). Gene Ontology annotation, biological process: regulation of DNA-templated transcription. Gene Ontology annotation, molecular function: DNA binding. The record is from RefSeq and is a predicted model, not a curated record. NCBI's taxonomy places the organism in Eukaryota, Viridiplantae, Streptophyta, Magnoliopsida, Fabales, Fabaceae.